Ostrea edulis (European flat oyster) is the source of this 1035-nucleotide messenger RNA. RefSeq lists its product as uncharacterized. Gene Ontology annotation, biological process: DNA integration. The transcript has a single exon. Gene Ontology annotation, molecular function: nucleic acid binding. The coding region runs from base 1 to 1035 and encodes 344 amino acids. NCBI's taxonomy places the organism in Eukaryota, Metazoa, Mollusca, Bivalvia, Ostreida, Ostreidae. The record is from RefSeq and is a predicted model, not a curated record.
AUGAUGAAAGAUAUCGAAUCUUUUAUCAAGGAAUGUCCAGUCUGCGCUACCAUACAGGAUGAGCAAGGCAAAGAAACUCUCAUUUCGCAUGAAAUUCCCGAUAGACCAUGGCAGAAAAUUGGAACUGACCUCUUUCAAUUUGAUGACAAACAAUAUUUCAUCACUGUUGAUUACUAUUCCGAUUUUUUUGAAAUUGAUCGUCUACAUGAUAAAAAAUCAAAGGAAGUCAUCACCAAACUCAAGGCACAAAUGGCCAGACACGGAAUUCCUGAAAUUUUGAUUUCAGACAACGGCCCGCCUUACAAUAGCAAGGACUUUGCUUAUUUCUCAGAGAACUAUGAGUUCAAGCAUACUACGUCAUCGCCAUUGUACCCAAAAUCUAAUGGGAAAGUUGAAAAUGCAGUUAAAAUUGCAAAGAACCUAAUGAAGAAAUGCCAAUUAGACAAAAACGAUCCUUUUCUCGCUCUAUUAGAUUGGAGAAAUACUCCCUCUGAAAAUAUUGGAACUUCUGCAGUUCAACGACUAAUGGCACGCCGUACAAUAACUCUGCUACCAAUCAAAACCGAACUUUUGAAACCAGCCCUAACCUCAACUGUCAAGGAGCGAUUGAGAGAACGGAAACAUAGAUCAGCAUUUUACUACAAUCGCACAGCGAAAGACCUACCAGAGAUUAAAAGUGGAGAAACCGUGAGAAUUCGACCUUUUGGACAUGAAAAAAAUUGGACGAAGACAAAGGUCAACGAAAAAGUAAACAUCCGCUCGUAUCAAGUGAUCACGGAGGAUGGUCGCCUCUAUCGACGAAACAGAAAACAUUUGCGCUGCACAAAUGAGCCCUUUGUCGAAAAUAACGAGGAAGUGACAGAUAAGACCGUUAGCACAGCUGAAAACACACCACCAUCAGCAUAUAAGACUACAAUUGAAAAUCAUAAACCACCAUCAGCAGAUAAGACCAAUUAUGCUCUGACUUCGACCAGGAGAUCUACCAGAGAAAUUAAAUUGCCGAAACGAUACGAGGACUUCAAAAUGUAUAAGUGA